GAUUCUCUGUUGGGUCCAAUAGGUUGGUGUUUCCUCACAUUUGAUUUUCCGGGCUAUGUGCCAAAACGAAACAGCAGUGAAAUCUUGGGAAAACUCACAUUAUUUAGUCUCCAGAGAUCGCAAAAUGACCAAUGAUUUAACUACAGCUUUUAGUGAAGAAAUCGCAAGGUGCUUCACUUUUGAUGGCGUUUUCAAAGAUUCAAACGAUCAGGUUAAACUUAAGGAUAAGUCACAAUCGUUUGAUUCUAGAGAAUCUUUGGGUCCACUACUCGAUCACUACACAUUUCCACCAGUACAUUGGUUUGGGACGUGUUUGUAUGGAGUUGUUCUAGAAGCUCUGGAUAUCAAGGAACAGGAACAACCAAUUGAAUGUUACGAUCUAGAUAUACCCGAAGAUGAAGCCAUUAGUUAUGCAUUCGAUCACCAUUCGUUAGUAACAUCUCAGUUGCCUGAUUCAUACGAUGACAUCGUUCAAACUGCCGACGAAAUCAUUAAGGAAAUUGAUAUUCUUAUGAAUGAUAAUGAAGAUAUCCCUUUGUCACUGUGCAAUAUGGUCCAGUCGGAGUAUAAACGUCCACUGGUGCUAGAAAAUAUCGGAAGUGAUUGGCUUCCUGAAGAAGCUAUGCAAGAUCUUUCUCUGAAUGAACUCAAUGCAUUAUUAGAAGAACUAGAAUCUUGUGUACGAGAAUAUUCUGCUAUCCUCGUUCAAGAGUUAGCGUAUAGAGAAGAAUUGGAUUUUGAACAAGAACAGAAAGAUAUUUUUAUUGCACGCUUGAAUGAAUUGCACCGCCGUCUGGAGCGUCGGAGACGUUUAAGUAUACCACCAGAUAAUCAUAUUCAGUUACUGUCAAAUUCUCUGUUGGUAAAAGAUUACGAUGAAGCGUGCACAUUUGGGCGAAACAUAGUACUCGACAAUAUGGGAUCACCAUCGAAUUCUGUUCACAAAGAAGCCCCACCGUUCAUUUUACGAAUCUUAUUGUUGAUAAAGAGUGCACAGUCAGCAGCUCAAGCAGCGGUUGCUGCAACAUCAUCUGCAACAGUUGCAAUAAAAAGGCAUUUUCGAAAGCUGAGUACAUUUUCAAAGGAUACUUCAGGAACAACAAAUCAUCAGUCAGAUCAAUGUAAUCUUGUUCACACAGCAUCCAUUUCUCCAAAUAAUAAAUGUGACGUAAACAAUUUGUCAGAAAAAGAUGAUCAUACAAUUCACUGCCCAACAAUUAUGUCUGCUCGAGCUAUUGCCAUUGCUCGUCUUCGAAAAUGGGCCGGAAGAAAAUCAGGACCUUCGGAAACUGAGAACACCGGGACUUUCAGGGCUUUCCUUCGCCGUGGGCGUCAUCAAGCAGAAGUCCCAAUGAACUCGUUUGUCCGUAGUCGAGAAGCUCGUUCAGCAGUAACUAGUCCUACAUCAUCUCAAUUUGAAUUCCCUUCAAUACCUACCACUUUAACACACUCGGCUUCUGGUCAUUUGAUUGGACGAUCUGAACUAAGUUCGGAUGAUCUUGAAUAUAAGUAUUUGACCACUUCGGUUCCGUAUCACCGAUCUCCCAGGAACGAAGGACCUACCGUUACCCAGUUGGAGCUGUUCAACGAUAUGCUUUUGGCCAUUUUAACGAACAAUCCAAAUCUGACACCUAUGCUCACCGACUAUAUUCUUAAUGUUUACGCUCCAGCUGAUCGACGCUUAUCUAAACUUCCAAUUUAAACAACAACGAAAUUAAUUAAUUCUACAAUUUUAAUUGAACAUCAACAAUAAAUCAGUCAUUAGAUCAUGUGCUUUAUAUUUUAAUUAAUCUGUUCCGUUUUCUUUUAAAUCCAUAUAUAGCUUUGAAAAUUAUUUUAAUGUUUAGUUUGAUUUUUCCGAUUUCCUUUUCUUUUUUUCUUCUUUCUUUUAUUUUGCUUCUUGUGUAUACUUGGAUUAGGAUCAUUUUUCUUUGCGAUCCUAUCAUUUCGCAUUAAAAGUAAUGUUCUAACCGUUGAAAACGAAUGCUUUACUUUAAAAAAACACAGUUUAAUCGAUUUGUUAUUUCUGUAUUUUAUUUAUACUUUUUCAAUAAAUGAUAAUUUAGAACAAAUAGUUAUCAUCAUAAUGCUUCGCUAUAAUCAAUUAUCUUAAACAAGAUAUGUAUCAUUUUUGUCACUUACUUUUAAUAAGUCACAAUAACUAGUUAUAUUAUACAAUAUUUAUUCAACUAAACAAACUAUUUUAUUUUAAAGCUAUUACAUUUUACCUCUUAUUUCUUAUGCAUACAAAUAGCAUCUAAAUGAUAAGAUCAAUUCAUUAUUGAUAUGCAUACAUAAAUUAGUGCCAGAAUCAUUAAAUGUGAUGACAAUCUCGUCAUAGUUAUUGUGUUUUAAUGCUGAUUAUUAUUUUUUUUUAAAAUGAACAGCAAGUGUUAACUUCUUAUUGAACUAUUUUUAUUCAGUAAAUUAUUAUUAGGUUAAUCAUUUUUGGCAUUUCUAUCGUUGCUUGAAUCUCUUAAUUAGCGUUUAUUUUUAGUUUUCUUUUUCUUGUCAGUACUACUUAUUUUUUUUAUUUUUGUUACUGUUCAUUCAUAUAUUAAUAAUAUCUGCCUAUUCACGCCAGAGAUUUUGAGUCGAAUUUUUUUUCAGUUUAUUAGCUUGGCUCUUCGUCUUCAUUAUUAUUUGCAUUUAGAUUUCGGCGAUUUAAUUGAUUGUUCAUCUUGAAAAUGUUGCGAAAUUAUGUUAUUUAAAUCACAACAUUCAAUAAUAACGAUUGUUGUCUAG
Messenger RNA from Schistosoma haematobium, 2745 nucleotides. RefSeq names its product Fasciculation and elongation protein zeta-2. The transcript is spliced from 9 exons. Gene Ontology annotation, cellular component: cytoplasm; axon. The coding region runs from base 56 to 1702 and encodes 548 amino acids. Lineage: Eukaryota; Metazoa; Platyhelminthes; Trematoda; Strigeidida; Schistosomatidae. The record is from RefSeq and is a predicted model, not a curated record.